CAUUUCCAUGUCCGGAAUAAGACAUAUCUCGCGUCGAUUUGCUUUUCCACUGUGGAUUUACGUUUAUUUCUUGUUUCUAUUAGCUGAAGCGCGCUCGUUUAUUCACGGACGAUAUACCUCCACUUGAGGAUGAUGAGAGCUCCGACGGCGAUAAACAAAAAGACAAGAUGCCAUUUAAGAAGGGGCACAUCCAAACUUGGUGGAGGUACUUUCUCCGUGUGCCGUCAGAGUUGCGUCCUAUUUUCUGUCCAGUGUCGAAGUUAGGAGACUCUUUCAUCUUAUGCUCUGAGACUGCCAUCCUUUCACUUCUUUGGGGCAAUACAAAUUCAAAGACGCGCCCUGCGCGGCAUAUCAUGGAAUCUCAAGUCUGCUCUUCCGAGAUGGCCCACGAACUUGCAUCAGAGAAGUAUGGGGAGCUUUUCCGACUACUAUUUAUCAGAUACAAGGUCGAGACCAAGGCGGAUCCCCUCAAGAACCAGACUUCAUAUGGAAAGAAAACAACGACCAUGAACCGAUUGCUGAAGGACCAUCCAAAUACAUACGGCCAAGCUGCACUCGAUGGGUACAUGAAGAGGGUCUUUGCAAACCACAAGGCUAGGAAGCAAGCAGCUGCCGAAGGCACGGAGCCUCCCGUGCCCCCUGCCUUCCCAAGUAAUGACAGCGUCAAGGAGCACUAUGCCAUCAGCAAUAUGAUGAGAACAGACGGAGUCCAGCUCCACCUAAUGGCAUUUGAAAUACGACGACGAUGGCAGUCAUACAAAAUUAAGACGCGGAUCCCGGAGAUUACAUCGUGAUCUCUUAACAAAGGGUCUCUUGCAAAGGCUUUCGAUCAAGACCUCCAGAAUGUUAUGGUUGUGAGGAUGGACCCCGGUGAAGUAGUUUCAGCAUCAUUUUGUGCGCUGGACCCUCGAAAACCGAACCAAGUCACGAACCUGCCUAUCAGAGCUCCGCUCUCUACAGUCCCAGCUUGUCAUUCAGAGCCGCGUUGGAGGCCAAAAAACGCGAACGGGCCACUGUCA
This is a messenger RNA of Gamsiella multidivaricata, 1019 nucleotides long. RefSeq lists its product as uncharacterized. The transcript has a single exon. The coding region runs from base 168 to 794 and encodes 208 amino acids. NCBI's taxonomy places the organism in Eukaryota, Fungi, Mortierellomycota, Mortierellomycetes, Mortierellales, Mortierellaceae. The record is from RefSeq and is a predicted model, not a curated record.